AUGCCCUGGGGGGUUGGCUUCGCCUCGUCCAGGUCGUGCGUGGUGGAUCUCAGCCGGAACCAGAGCCUCUGGUGCGCGGGCUCCGACGAGCGCUUCUCCUUUUAUGGGGAGAUCAUCGCUUUCCCUCUGCAGGAUUACGGCGGGGUCAUGGCCGGGCUGGGGUCCGAUUCGUGGUGGAAGAAAACCCUCUAUCUGACCGGGGGAGCCUUGCUCGCCGCCGCCGCCUACCUGCUCCACGAGCUCCUGGCCAUCAGGUGAGAGGGGGGCGCCUCCGGGGGGUGUCUUUGGGGGGGAGAGAUGGAGAGCUAAGAGGUUCAAAAUAGCAGCAAGGGCACCCCUAGGGAGGAGGGUUGUUUUCCUAGGGUGGGGUGGGGGAUUCCUUGCUGGGUGGGGGAAGGGACGGGUUGGGAUCAGCCAUCAUGCAUCGAUCAAAUGGGUUCCAGGAUACCCGCAGAAAGAGAAGCUGCGCCUCCUUUGUUUCAAUGUGGACCAUCACAACUGCAGGCCCAAGUCUGAGCCCAAGGUCCAUCAACCCCGAAACCUGUUUUCAGUGCCAGUGCUCCUGUGAAAUGCUUGUCAUGGGCCUCUGAGCAUAUGUAGAGUGUUUUUAUGGCACUGAGUAAAUGCAGCCUGCAGCUGAGGGGUGGGGGGGCUUCCAGGUGCAAUUUCAGACAGGUUUCCAUGCCCCCCUCCCAUGAAUAAAGGUGAGUUUUAUAAUACGCUUCAAGCUGAUCAGGCCAUGCCAACUAUGUUUUAAGGUUAGGGGCUAAGGAAAAAUAAUAUCCCAAUAAUAAUAUAUACACAGCUCUUAAAUGCUAGCAGUUGAUGUGGACGCUUCGUAGGGGUGUGGUUUGUUGUGGGUUUCUUGCAAUGUGGUUAUUAUGGAGUACUUGACACACAGCCAAAUAAUACUGGUUGGGCAUACAGAAUAGUAGUCCCCAUGGGCAGCCUCCUGACAAAAAGGGCUUGCACUGGAGACUUCCUGGUGGGUUGUGCCAUUGCUUUAUAUGGCCCUCUCUACCCUAUUAUAGGUAUGUGUUUAUGCUGCAAAGCAUAUGAUAUGAGCACCAAAUAUGACAGAAAUGGGUGUAGAAAACGGAGAGGGGGAGAAUCAGAGCAGAAACUUCCGUGAACUCAUUUUCAUGUAUUGGAUAGCAACUCCAUUCAGUUGGGAUGCACCUUCUGUUAUCUCUGCUUCUGUUAUCAUUUUGAGUCAUAAUACGUCACCCUUACAAAACUGCUUACUGUGGGAUUUUUCCAUGGCACACAGCUGUCCAUUCCCUGCCCUCCACUAGUGUUUCACAUUUUAAACUCUAAAAGAUCAGUGUGUUGUCAGAGGGGCCAGAGGCAAAAGCGACUGAAGGAGCAAAUGUAAAUUUCACAUUGAUACACUAGGCUAGUUUCCAGGCAACCAAGGGGCAUUAUGGGAGUUCCACAAAACAUUUCAGCCAGGAAAAGACACUCAAGAGAGAUAUGAAGUAGGACUGGGGAAAGGCCCAAGGGCCAGACAGGGAAGCCUGAGGGGCUACAUUUGGCUCCCAGGCCUGCAGUUUCUUAUACCUGCACUAAGUCUUCGAGUUCCACCCAAACAUAGCAGUUCCACUAAAUAUCUGGUCAGCCUCUAACUUUCUGGGAAUGCUACUUCUUUGGGGAAGGUAUUAGGAGGUGGUAAUGGUGGGAUGAACCCAGACCCAAAAAACUUCCUGCUAGUCCCACUGCCAUAAAUAAAUCACCACAUCCUCCACACACCCCUCUCUCUUUUGCAAUUGGAGAAUCAGUUAGUGUAUCUCAUCUGAGACAUGUUUACAUUCUCCCACAGUUGCUGAAUUGUACCCCAAACCCUCCAAAACCAUCCCAGAUCUGUGAAGCCCCUUUCUUAUGUUCCCUUACCUUCAGACAUGAGGGUUUGUUGACAUAAAAGUCAAUAUAGAUGUGCCUACUGCUUCAAAAUGAUACCAUCUCCAUCUAUUUGCAAUGGUCUUCUUUCACUGUAGUGUAGCUUGCUGUAAAUGCCACAAGCAGCUUAAAAUGAGAUACCAGCAAUGUUUAGAUAAAUUAUGCAUCUGUGAUUGUCAUAGGCCAGAACCUGAAGUUAACAACUGGUGCCGUAGUUGGUCUUUAUUAUUCUUGUAAACUAUAUUAAAUAACUGCAGCUGUGAGUCCUGGCUGUCUUGGGACAGGACCUGGCAAACUAUUUCUCCUAUAGAUCUAGAUGAUAAGUAUGGAGUGGUGGUGAUGGAGGCAACAUCCAGAGAUUAUUGGGACAGAUUUAUUCUGGUAGACAAAGGAGCCAUCCUUGCACAAAACAGGAGUAAACAGAUUGAUAUCUGUGACAUCUGAGAACUGUUGCAAAUUGCCACGAGAGAAACAAGAACAAUUAAAGAUGGAAAUACAUGCCUUUAUGCUACAAUUUUGAGUAAGCUUGUAAAAUGAAUUAGGUGGAUUUAUCCUGAAUUGCUGUUUAUGCUGGCCUGAGUCAUCAGAGGAGAAGACUCUUGUAACACUCGUUAGUCAGUGCUCCAGAAAAUCAUUAGAGAUUUUGCUGUGGUUGCAAUCAGGAAAUGGAGCACUGUAGUAAUUUAUGCACUCAUUUAGGUCUUUGACACCAAGCAAGGCCAACAUCACCUAUCUGUUGCAGUAGAGAUGAGAGCAGAGUGUCACUCUACGCAAAAGUGAAAGCACCGGAUAAAGGAUUGUGCCCUUUAGGUUUCUUCUGGUUACUAAGCAAGGGGAGAGAUAACUUUGGCUCCCUAAAAAAAGUUCAACAACUCUGGUAAAUACAAUGCGUAGAUCACUGCCAGUUUUUUUAGUGGGAGUAGAUUGCAGUCUCUUAGAAGUUGGACACCCCUGAUCUAGGCCAACCCCCUACAGUGCAGGAAUAUGCAGCUGUGCUGUAUGGGGACUGAACCUGCAACCUUGGAGUUAUCAGCACCAUGGUCUCUAACCAACUGCGGUUAAAGACACUCAGCAAUUCUUUUUGUAGCAGGAGCUGGUAGAAGCUCAAAAGCACUGAGGAAGGCAAGUGGAGUGAGAUUUCUUCCUUAUUCCAAGGAUGAGGUAAACAGUGCUUCAGAGUAGUAGACACCAGUGUAGACACCCCCCACCCCAUCUCAGAGGAUGUUGAGCUUGCCACAGAUAAGACACAGGUAUCAAUCAGGAGAAGGGUGAAUGGGAAGAAAAAAGAGCCAGAGGGCAUUCUUGUUUCACUCUAAUCAACUUUGCAUUCUUUGUAACUAUAUUUACUGCAAUAAACAGCACAGUCUUAAGGCCAAUAUCUGUUCCCUGGCAUUAGUACAAUGAUGCUUUCUGCAGCUGAAGCUAGACUGGACUUUGUCUAUGGGAAAUUUUGAUAUCCGGACAUUGCAUUAAGAGCUCAACCUGUUGGAAUGGAAUUUUCUAAAAGUGCUGGGUCAGAGAUACUUGGGAUAGACACACAUAGUGAUGAACAAUUGUGUGUUAUGCAUCUAGUGGUAAGUAUAUUUGCAGGUGAACCUCUGGGGCCAGAGUUCAUGGUGAAGUCACUGGGUACCAAACUGAUGCCUGACAGCAAGUGGAAGGUUUACUGUAGCUUUGAUAAGGUCUCCUAGUUCAUGAAGAUCUGCCUUUGUGCUACACAAGGGAAGGACAUUGCCACUUAGUCCUAUGUAUCCUUACUGCCUUGUAGCUACGUUUUAUCCUCACUGUUCUUUUAAUGGUGUUUUUGGUUAUAUUUGUUCACCUCCCUGAUAUCUUUGAUGAUGGGUGACUUAUAAAUAUUAAUAAAAUAAAAAUAAAUAGGACCCCCACAUCAUACAGUUUAAAUAUGGGUUACAGACGCUUCAGGUUACAGACGCUUCAGGUUACAGACUCUGCUAACCCAGAAAUAGUAGCUCGGGUUAAGAACAUUGCUUCAGGAUGAGAACAGAAAUCGUGCGGUGGUGGUGUGGUGGCAGCGGGAGGCCCCAUUAGCUAAAGUGGUGCUUCAGGUUAAGAACUGACUCCAGAACGAAUUACCGUAUUUUUCACCCCAUAGGGCGCACCUAGGUUUUUUUUGGGGGGGGGGGGAAUAAAGAAUUUCCCCCCCCCCCAGGUGCGGGGCUGGGGCGGGGGAAGCCCGAGCUUCCCCUGACCCCAGCCCCCAGAACAGGCUGCUAUCCGCAAGCUGUGGGAGAGCUGCGCGACUUCGCACAGCUCUCCCAUGGCUAGCGGAGAGUUGCGCAAAGCCCGAAGCCUGGGGCGGGCUGAGCUCAGCGCGCCCCAAGCUUCUGGGUGCAGGCAAGCUCUCCGAUAGCCGUGGGAGAGCUGCGCGAAGCCUGGAGAGCGAGAGGGGUCAGUGCACACCGACCCCUCUCGCUCUCCAGGCUUCAGCGAAAGCCUGCAUUCGCCCCAUAGGACGCACACACAUUUCCCCUUCAUUUUUGGAGGGGGAAAAGUGCGCCCUAUAGGGCGAAAAAUAUGGCAAGUUCUUAACCCGAGGUACCGCUGUACCUAGAUUUUAUAACCCUUUAAUUCCAACCUGUUCCUUUCACCUACUUUUACGGUCUUCAAUAACUGAGUAUAGACCUGGGAUGAACAGACCAGAAGACUUGCAUUAGUUUAUUAAAACUUAUUUAAUAUAGAUCUACAUCGAGGUAGGUUAUUUAAGCCAACAAGUGUUGUUAAAUACGUGGUUACUUUUAGUGACCUUACAAAUUGUUGCUGUAAAGUUGUUAUUGUUGCUCAAUAUUCCCUUGUUCUCAUCACUGUGCAAAACCAAUAGCCAGUUCUCCCUUUCUCCUUCCCUGGUUAACUCAUGGGCUUCAGUUGCAAGUCUUCUCUGUGGUCAGGGUCUCACUGAAAAUAUAUACAGGAUUGUAAAAUAGCCUCUUAGCUGUUACUCACACUAGACUCCACCUCUUGCAACUACGGCUGCCGCUCCAAUAGAUUUGCUGCAGCUCUCAUCUCAAGUCUUCCUUCUGGUCAGCUACUCAGUGGCCAGGGCUCAUGCACAAUGAUGUCAGUUACCUCCUGAAGUAUUCCUGCAGCUGAGUGUCAGCUGCUGUCACUUUGACCAGUAAUUAUUCUGGAGAACUGAAACUGGAAUGCCCCCACACUGCCUUCCCUCUCUGUCUGCCUUUAGUGAUUCUCUGCUAACCUUCUGCCUCUUUCUAGUCUCUUCACUCUCUGACCAACUGUUCUCUCAUGAUUGGCUCCAUACAGGGCAGUCUUUCCUUUCCCUUUUCCCUUUCCCUUCUUCUGUUCCCUUCCUCCACUCCUGCCAGAAUCCUCUGAGCAAUCUUCAGAGUUCUCUCUGCACUUCUGAAUCCCCAUUAGCCUAUAAACGUGAGGACGAAUGAUCUUUGAAUAGAUGGUCUGCUAAAGAAACUAUGACAAUUUGACCCUUUUCAAUUCUCCUGACCCAUAUAACAGCAAGAUUCUUUUGUUAACUGAAGCCUUGCAAGUAUGUAACAAAAAACACAAUAUUUUGAAACUGUUAUUGGCCUAACCAUUUCUUAGCAGACUGCCUGCUGAACCCAAGCACUUUGUGUUUUUCCUGGCUUUCUGGACAGGAGCCGGAGGCCAGAUUCUUUCUUCUCAUCCUGCCCCAAUUGAUGCAGUGGACAAUUUUCAUCCAAACAGUAUGCAUAUCACAACAAUAUUAUUGUAUUUGGACUUUACCUUAACUGUGAAGUUUCUUCACAGAGCUACUGUCAGGUUGACUUUGGUAAAGUAUAUGAAAUCCUGUAAGAGAUUAGGAGAAGCACAGUAAUAAAUACUGUUGUUGUCAUAGGACUAGCUGUGACUAGCUUUGUCUAACAGUGACUAGUUGUCAUAGGACUAGCUUUGAGUUGUGUGGGACAAAGGCUCAUAGUAAGAGUUUAAUUCUAUCAAUCUCUUCAUAUAGGGUGCCUCAUAGCAACUGAAGCCCCCUAUAACCAGAAUUCCUUUUGGGUUAUCCAGCUUUUAUAUAUCCACAAGUUUUAUAUGUAUCCCAUCUCAUUAAAAUCAAUGGGAUUAUAGAAUGUGGAAAUCUGAUUAGCACCACUGAGGGAAAUAAUCUAUGAAAACAAAGGAUUUGCUGAUCUGCAUGUUUUAGUUUUCAUGAAUUAACAAGGUUUUCGUAUCAUUUUAAUGCAUGUGGCAGAUGCCCAACCAAAGUGGGUGGGUGUUGUACAUUAUAUUCAGGGCUCCAUGUGUUUUAUUUAUUUUAAAAUUCAAAAUAGCCACAUACAGGAACUUUGUCUGUAUGCAUUUUACUUACUAAGUACACUUGCAUAUACCUGCAUAACUUCUGUUCACUUGUAGGACAGGCAAAGAGCUGUGCAAGGCACUGGGGCCACAUUAUCUUGGCCACUACUUCCCCUGCCCUCUGCCAGUGUCUUAAGUAGCCCUGCCAUGUGGCAGACUUGGGGCAGCAUUGAAAAAAUUAGUUCCAUUAGCACAAGGAUUUCCGUUUGCUGAAUGGAACUUCCUCUUCCUGUGUUCUUCCUUUUUGCUCUGGUUCCUCCCCCACCCCUUUGGAGCAGAUUUGUGUGGGCAAGCAGGGCAAUGAGAGGGAGGGGAAGAUCAAUUGCACAAAUGGAAAUCCUUAUGUUGACAGAACUACUUUUCUGGACACCGCUUUCAGGCAGUGGACCUCAUGCACCAUUAAGCCUGGGGGCUGUGUGAGUGGGUGGACGUGUGCAUUGCACACCUGUUUCCUAGAGUGGUUGUUCUAAGGUGGCGCCAUAUUGGACAAUGGCGCCAUAUUGGACAAGGUGGCACCACCCUAAAGCAAUCACUCUAGGAAUCCUGCUCUUGCUGAUGCUCCUGGGACUAGGAUAGGGGAUGAAGGCAAAGGUGGAGGCAACAGAUCACAUUGAAGAGCCAGAAUGGUGUAGUGCUGAGAUUGUCAGACUAGGACCAGGGAAACCCAGGUUUGAAUCCUUACUCAGCUAUAAAGUUUACUAGAAGAUACAGGGCCAGUCACUAUCUCUCAGCCGCUAGGCUGAUUCAUAGGGUGUUGUGAGAGUAAAAUUGACUGAGGAAGAACCAUGUAUGCCAUCCUUAUGUAAGAAAUACCUUUGUAAAUAUUUGCACCCUAGGGUUCUGGGACUUUUAACCAAAUCUGUUUCAGCAAUCUUAGUGGACUGAACCUUGCUUUUAAUAUAGAAGUAAACUGAUAUUCUCAGGAUGUUAACUUCCUUGGUCAAUACUAAAUGUCCUGCUUGCUGACAUUGGGAUUUCAGAAUAUACACAAGCCUGGUUAUAUUUAUUCUGAAAUGGUUCCUCAUAGGCAUAGAAAAAAUUAAGUUGAUCGUUGGAUUGACUUGACUGAGUUUAUUUGAAAUAAUGAUGGUGGGGUGGAGAGAAAGAGUAUUUAUCUCACCAUGAGGACUAUAAGCUUGCUUCAAAAGAAAAAAAGGGACUUCUCAACAUUCUAACUUCAAAGGCUUUUGCCAAGUACUUUGGGUCCAUGGCUAUAUGGUAUCUUCUCCUACAACGUGCUAAAAGUACCAUGCUAAUUUUAGUAUAGCAUAAUGUCCUGAUGAUUUUAAAGUAAUACUCAGCAGCAUUAGAUAUGAACUAAUAAUAAAUCAAGGCUUAUGUUUACUAUCAAGGCAGUUUCUGGACAAGAUGGCAUCCCUACAUGUAACGCUUUCAUCAUAACUAUGAAUAUGGUCAUUUGUGUGUAUAUGAAUUUAACUGUGGAAGGUUUUAGAUAUUUUGAAUAUUGAAUCAUCUUGACUUGGCUUAUUUUGCCCUUGCAGUCCAAAGUGCUUCUUAGUGACUUAAAGCUUAAUGAAUACAAAAUAGUGGCAGCCUAUUGAAUGACAUAAGGAAAGUUUGCCUCAGCAGUUGCAUUGUGCUUUGCAAGUUUGACAUAUUGAUGCUGUAUGACGCAUGAUGGAUUCUGUUUUGUAAAACUUACUCGCUUGUUUUGCUUAUAGGAAAGAGCAAGAGGUUGAUUCAAAAGAUGCUAUUAUACUGCAUCAGUUUUCAAGGCCAAACAAUGGUAUUCCGAGUUUAUCUCCUUUCUGUUUGAAAAUGGAGACUUACUUAAGGAUGGCUGAUUUGCCCUACCAGGUAAACUUGUGCAUGUUAUGUUACUUUGGCUACUUACAGGCGCAUGAUGCCACCUAUUAUAGGACCAUAUGCCUCGCCUAGAGAAUAGGUGUAUUGGUCUGUUCUAAUGAGAAAAGAGUCCCGUGGUACAGUCAUUGCAGAACAGUACCACCUCAUGAUGCAAGUUUUUAGGCAGCUUGUUGGAAAACUCUCCCAUAUUGCACUCUUGGUGGAAAGCUUAAACAUGGGAACACAUAACUCUUUACAAGUAAGCUUUGACAUGUGUGUAGUAGACAGGUUUGUGGGUGGGACUGCUUUCAAAAAACGAUCCUUGUAUAUAAAUGAUGUAGUACAGUCACGCCAGAGUUCUGUACCAUGUGAUUGCCUCCUUCUUUAAUCAAUUAUUCUUAGGGUUGCCUUCUGAUUAAGGUGACAUUUACUUGAUUGAACAUGUUAAUUUUAAUAAAUAGAUAAAUAUAUUAGGUAUGUCCAAAAAAAUAACAAUUCUGAUUUUUAAAAAAUCAUAGCUUAACACCGAAUUUCAAUCUAUCUCUACCAUUUACACACACACACACACACACACACACACACACUUUUGUGUUUUUCUGACUCUUCAUGGUUCUUGCUGCUUCCAAAAUUCACCGAGAUGAAGACUCCACUACCCCUUGCUAAGAAAGUAACAGCCAUAGGAGUGUAAGGCUGCAUAGCUAUCUCACACAUUCCUUACCUUAUCCAGUGAGCAACCCAAAGUCCAAGAGAGCAGUAUGCCUCUGGAUUGAAUUUUCACAAAGACAAGUGGAACAGCCCAGGGGGACCAGGUCAGAAGAGCAUUUCUAGAGUAGAAUAUCCCUUUUUAGGAAGCAGAUGAACAUAGGAACAAGCCAUUGCUGGGGACUGAACUUGGGACAUUUUACAUGCACAGCAUAUUUGCUGCCAUUGAACUACUAUCCCUAAGUUUGCUUUAAAACAUGCAGAAUCGCAGUGGGAUCUGCCACAUAAUUUUGCUGUGUGGAGUGCUCCUGUUUAAUCCUGUGGUGCCCAUGAGCCAUGCUGCCCCCAGAUAUUCCCUUCUGCCUCUGUCAAAGACACCCAGCAUUUCAUGGUCAUUGAGAAUGCUCUUUUCAGGGUGUCGGGUGUAUCCCCAUUCUUUAGUUCCCCCCACCUUCUGAAAACCGGGAAGUGGGGGAUGUUUCCCCUGAGCCUGCUGCUACUUCCCCCUUGUAAACGGGUGAUGCGAUUUUGGCUACGUAAGCGCUGUCACUUGCCUCUGUACACUGGAAAUAGAGGGAGUUGUUCAGGUUUGCUUAGGGACUGCCUGAACACCUGCCUGGUGGUGUUAAUACAUUUUGUACCUGACAUUUGCAAUUCCAUGUGGAAGGGAAAGCAACUGCUAUUAAAAAACAAGUAUUUCUUGGGUAUAUCCUGAUUAUACUGAAGUUUGUCUUGUCACAUCCCUCACUAUUUUUGUCAAGGAACAGAUUCAGGCAGAAGCUUUUAUUAUUGUUGUACUUUCAGUAGAUUGGGAGCCAACUGUUGUCUUAACUCGGUGAGGUCCAUACAUGCGCAGAAGAGGUUCCCUCUCUUGCACGGCCUGCUGGAACCUGCCCGCCCAAUGGUGCCAUGCACAUGUGCCAGGCUUGUGUCAUUCCCACUGCUACAUGUGACAAGAACAUAGAAACCAUAUUGUUUUGGCAUAUUGGCAAAGGGUUGUAACGAACGACUGCUAUUAUUAGCCAUGUGAAUUUUACAGCCCAUUUUGAACUGGAUUCCCCACCCCCAAAUUUAUUUAUUUUUUCUGCUACCCUCCACAGAUUUGAUGUCUUUUAGCAGGUUUAUUUGACUUUAUUUCCCAUGUAACUAAAAGUAGAAUUGUUAUAUUUGAUUAGGGGAUCAAUAAAACACUUCAUAUGGUUUAAAUGUUAAUUUGUUAAAAAUAAUUCCCAUGUAAAGGUGGGUUGUUGGUUUUUUUUUGAGUACUUGUAAAUAUGUGAUAGUGAGAGGGAGAGGAGAAACAUGUAGUGUUGCUGGAAGGGAAGGUGAGAUAUAAUAUAAUGACUCGAUUGCACACUCUUUGCUUAUGUUGUUUAGAUAUUAAGGGGGUGGGAGAAAUGAAGGCAAUCAAAACAUAUCAGGCCUGAAGAAUUGUUCUCAUGAAUGUGCUUUCUAGGAUUAGACUCAUGAGAAGAAGUUAAUUGCAGCUUUGAUUUUAGAUUUGACUGGUUUUGUCUCCAUUCCAAUUGCUCAAUUUGACUAGCAUUAUGUUGGUUCAUUAUGUUACUAAUUAAAUUUGUGAAGCAAUGGAUUUCUAAAAGUAGAGAAUGAUUUACAUAAAAAUGUAGCAGCAGAGGGGUUUUUUUGUUUUAAAAAACAUAAUUUUAAAAAGCAUAACCCAUCUUGGAAAAUUCCAACCAAACAUUUUUCAUUUUUUCUACCCAACAUCACUGGGUGUUAUGCUUGCCUAUCAUCUAUCUAUCUAUCUAUCUAUCUAUCUAUCUAUCAUCUAUCUAUCAUGUCAUCACCAUUAUUAACUACUUGAUGGGCUCUGUAUGUUGCCUGCCUUUCUUGUUCUUCCUUUGCUGUUUCACCUGCCUUUAACCCUCUGCCACCUUCUUGUACUGAGCCAUAUUCAAAUGGGAAUGGGAAGGCAGAUGUUUGACAUGCAGAAAGAAUUGGUUACCCAUAUUGGAACACUUGAAAGAAUAAGGGCUAGAUAUGGGUUGCAAUUGAAUCCUUCCACCCUCAGUCUAGCCAUCUGUCUUUAUUGGACUUGCCAAGGGAUUAAAGUUGGUGGUAGAGUUUCACAUGCACCCACACCGAGUCUGAAAAAUCCAGCUGAGGGUUAUCUCACUUUUUGCAAUUUUGCCUGUUACCUAGUUUUGGUCUAGAAAUGUCCAAAAUUGUAGGCUGGUUCAGGAGAUGGGCAUGCAUACCUACACAGGUCUAGUGAGCGCAUUACAGUUUGGAAUAGAGAGGUGCCAAAUUUACCUUUAAAGCAUGUUUCUGACUCUAGAAAUGAGGCAUCUGUGAUUUCUUCUGCCCAGUCACACAUCCCUGUCUGCUCUUGUUGUCCUUCUCUGUUGCUCAGCUCAAGCUACACUUGAGAGUCCCCCUGCAGCAAAUUUUCCUGCGGGCAGAGAAUGAAAGCAUAAAAGGUAGAUAAAACACCUCACCAUUCAUUCGGGAGCAGACAUAAUGCUUGGUUGUGACCUGUUGGUUUGUUGUUGACUUAGCAAUAGAGUCUGAAUUACUGAUUUGUGAUUGUUGUGUUAUUAUUAUUAUUUUUUAAAUGUGUGUUUGAUUUCUCCCCCUGUUUUUGUUUUGGUACUUCUUUUCUUAGAACUACUUUGAUGGAAAACUUUCCCCUCAAGGGAAAAUGCCGUGGAUUGAAUACAAUUGCAAAAAAGUGUCCGGCACAGAAUUCAUUAUUGAUUUUCUGGAAGAGAAGCUUGGAGUCAAUUUAAACAAACAUCUUGGCCCACAUGAAAGAGCUGUUUCUAGAGCUGUUACAAAAAUGGUGGAGGAGCACUUUUACUGGUAAGUUGCCAUGGAUAUUAGAUGCUCUCUGAUGAUUUCAGAUGUGGUAGCACACUUGUUAGACCCAAUUCUCUUUUCUUUCUUCUAGUUAUAUUAGCAUUGUUUUUCUGCUUACUCACGCCACCCGAAAAGAUUCCAUUCACCCCAAAAGACAAGAGGGCACAGAUUUGCAUAAACUUUGCACAUCAGGGGUGCCAACCUGAAUAAAACAUUUGGGAUGGGGCAGGUAAGUCCUGCCCCACAUAAUUGAUCACAAGAUGUGGUGCACACACCAUUUGAAUGGCAAUGCUCAUCAACUUUGAAGGAGCCUGGCAAUAUCUAUGUCUGCAUAGAAAUAUAGGGCUGCAGCCUCUGUUCAUCUCUCUUUAAUUUUGAUGGCAAGCCUGCCCAUUCCCAAGGGCUACAGCAGUUGCCCAAAGUGGUUUUCUGGCCUCCUAAGGCUUUCAGUCUAAUCAAUCAGCUAUAAGGCAACAAGUAGGAAGGAACAAAAUGAAGGGAUUAUCCAAAAUUGAAAUACAGAUAAUAAAGGUGCCUGAAAAUACACAGUCUCAUCUACUUCCAUUUCCUUGCACCUAGGCUUAUUCUCUUGUUGUUGACUCAUCAAGUCAACAAAUGCCUCCCAUGCACCCCAGGGAGAACAACACUGACUUGGAGGAUUUAUGAUAAUGGAAAAAGCACAGUUAGAAUGCCAUAGAGAGAUUUCAUGUUCUUAGACAUUCAAUGUUUGCUUCCAUAAUAAGUCAGUAAAAGCCAGCUGCUUCACCUCCCUAAUCAAAGGCAGGAUUCUUCACGCAGCAGUCUGUUUUAAGCCAUUUUCUGAAUUAACUUAUGCUACCCCAUAUUAUAUUUUACAUUCGAUUCAUGUUAUUCAACUUGUCCACUUCAGUACAUUUAGUUUAGAAUUGUACCAUCUAGAUAUGCCCGCAAAGCCUCCCGAAUUUCAAGAAAUUUCCCCAAAGAUUCUGUAUGGUUUUGGGCCAUUUCAAAACAGCUGACACCACACAAUAGCAAUGUGCUUGGAGAUGCAAGGAGCAUGUGCUGAAGGUAAACAGUGCAUUUCUGAAGUCAAAUGGGUUCUGGCCCUGUAAGCUGCCUGGAUGGGAUUGCAGUCCCGAUAGAUUGCAGUCCAAGGUGCUUUGAGCUCCUUCAUAGUUGCCACUGUCAUCAUCAGCAUCAAUGCCUGCUUACCCCAUAUACUCAUUGUAUACAAGGAAGAAUUCCUGAUGGAAUGUUGCCUGUCAAGAAAGAAAGGUCCAAGAGCUCCCUCUAAAAUAGGCACCCAUUGUUAUCUGUUACUAGAAAUAUUGGAAGCAGCCUUAUACUGAAUCAGAUCAUUGGUCAGAUCAAUUUUGUCUACACCGACUGGCAACAGCUACACAGGGUUUCAGACAGGGGGCAUUCCCAGACCUGUCUGGAGAUGCUGGGGAAUUGAAAUGAUUAAAAUUAUACUUGGUUUUUCCUUCUCAGCAAUAAAGGUGCAGGACAGAGGAGAUGAAGCUGGGAGAGUUCCUCCCUUCCAUUACAUUCCUCUUCAACCACUGUUUUGUUAUUUCCUUUAAAGUACUGCUAUUGAUGUCGUCUCUCUCUUGUUCCAUUUCAGCAAGUAGUUUAGCUUGAUAAAUAAUUAAGGGUUGGAUCCACAAAAGACUUUUGCUGUGCUGGCGUGACUCUCUCUUUUUUCCUCCUCCUCCUCCUCCUCCUCCUCCUCCUCCUCCUCCUCCUCCUCCUUUCCAACCCUCCCCAACUCAGCUUCUGCAGCUGAGCUCUGGCAACCCAGAGUGCUUCCCAACGCACAUUCGCCCUGAUUUCUUUGCAGGGAGAUUAGACUGUGUUGGCUAUUGAAUGAGCAUGCAUUCUGUUUUGAUUAUGGGGAGGUUAGAUGAUGUUGUGUCAUCCCACGCUUAAAACAAGCAAACAAAUAUUUUUGGAAGGUUUUUCAUAUUUCAGCGUGUAUACAUACACAUUGACUGCAGAAUAGCUUGUGAUAUUAUAAAAGUAUAUCCAAAACUAAAUACUAAGCAAAAGAACCCAAACAAUCAGGGAGGGGAAAGAAAUAAAUAUAAUAAACAUGUCAUCCUUGAACAAUGCAUCUUGAUCUAUAGAAGGCAUAAAAAAAACAGUAGUGAAUGCUGAACAUUUCAGAUUUGCAUUCAGGGAGAUUAGGCAACAUUGGCAACUGAAAGCAAGUGUUAUCCCAUCGUCCUAUUGCGUUCCUCAUUUCAAAAAAGUUUAAUCUUUUGGGGAAGCUAGUUGUUGCACCAACAACCUCCUAAUCAACUGUCAUUGUGCAACCUGAAUUUGCCCCUAGGUGACUGAAUACCCCCCCCUCCGAAGUAGUGACAAUCUGGAAGCACUCCUGGUCACAGAACACCUGGUGUGGGAGCUGAGAGGCACUAGCAGUGAUUUCAGGACUGCUAUCUGGGGCUCCGAAGAAGAUGCCCAGGCAUGGCUCUCUUACAUAUGUUGCAGAUGGGUACUCAUACAAGACCUUUGUAUAUAAGACCUAAAAUGGCAUUUGUUUUGCUCAUUCUGUGUGUAUCUGUUUUUUUAAAAAAUAAUAUGGAUAAUGACAACAACAACAACAGCCCAUCUGGCUGGGUUUCCGCAGCCACUCUGGGCAGCUUGCAGCAUAUCUAAAAACAUAAUAAAAACAUAAAGCAUUAAAUAAUAAUAAUAAUAAUAAUAAUAAUAAUAAUAAUAUUUAUACCCCACCCAUCUAGCUGGGUUUCCCCAGCCACUCUGGAUGGCUCCUAACAGAACAUUAAAAACAGAAUAAAACUUCAAAUAUUAAAAACCUCUCAAUACAGGGCUACCUUCAGAUGUCUUCUAAAUGUUAUGUAAUUCUCCUUGGCAAUUUCUUCUCCUUGAUCAAUUUCUGCAUAGUGUUGAAUGAUUUCUGUCAAUGUUACUGGGGAGCCCCUGGCAGUUCUGACUGUUUUCUGUGAGCUUUAUAGGCACUUGGAACUUCCCAAAGCCAGUUGGCUGAAGUGAGAACUGUGUGCUAAAAGCACCUUGCUGGCACACUUGGCAUCUUUUCAGGGAAGGGGACCAGAUUUGUUUGUGUGAUCUAACUGGAAAGCUUCCUUUCCACCCCACAGUGGGGUCACCCAAGGCCACCCUCUGUCAUUUUAGGAAAAGCUUCACCAAUCUGGUGCCUUCCAGAUGUUUUGGAUGACAACUCCCAUCAGUCCCAGUCAGUGUGGUCUUUGCAUGCAGAAGCUCUCAGGUUUUGUCCCCAGUGUCUCCAGGUAGGGCUGGGAGAAACAACUGCCUGAAAUCCUGGGCAACUGCUGAUGGCCGUUGUAAGACAGUAGUGAGCUAAAUGCUCUGGCUCAGUUUAAGGCAGCUUCCUGUGCUCUUACGCUGGUGGGGCUUGUGGUCCAAAAUAUCUGGAGGGCAUUUGGUUGGUAAAAGCUGCAUUAGGGUAAUGGUGAAGCUCAACUUUGUUCAAAAGCCAGCAUGAGGAGGCAAAGGAAGAGAGCCGGUAGACAGGCUCUGUAGGGUAAACGACCUGAAUUGACACCACUUAGAAAGUAUUUCUGGGUUUAUAAAUAUUUCAUUCUGAACCUUGCUGAAAAACUACUGCGCCUAGCUUUGAGAGCAUUGUUGAUCUCUUGCUCUUUUAAAGUUGUGAUUUGCUCUGCUACCCGGAAUAGUCCUGAGAAAGAGGCGAGGGCUGGGGCUAGGUGGGUGGGUAUGGGACACGCAAGCGCAAAGCCUGUCUUGGUAGCUUCCUUGCAUGUUUAGCUUUUGGAAGUCUCUGUUAAUAUACUGUGUUGACAAGUGCAUCUCCGGUUCCAGCUGCAUGCAGUCCUCUUGAAAGGGGAAUAUUCAAGUGUCGCUGAGAGAAGUAAUUAACAGUCCCAUUAAACGUGGCUUUCACACUCAAACAAGCAUUGCUAUAGAACAUUAUUAUUAAUCCACAAGGCAGUCCUUUGUUUCAAAAAUGUCUGCAGUCACUACUUUGUAAUUACUGGCAUCAUCAUCGCCUAGGCCGAAGGGUUAGAUGGGACUAAAAUGCCACCUGGUGCAACUUGCUGCUGGGAGGUAGGGCCACUCAUACACCAACCCACAAAACGGUCUUUCCAAAUCACAAUAUGCCACUGCAUACAUUGCAAAUAGCUCCAGAGGCCUCAGAAGAGUAAGCCAUGUACGGAAAAGCAAAAGCACCUGAGAUACUAGCCUGUGAGAGCACUAGCCAAUUGCUCAUACCCAAGCUUCAGAAAAACUUGAUUCUUUCAAGAUAAUUAUGGGCAUUUUGUGGAAAGGAAAGUGUAAAAAUGUUUUAAAUACAGUAUUACUGAGGUGGAAGCCCGUGUGUGUGUGUGUGUGUGUGUGUGUGUGUGUGUGUGUGAUUAUUACUACUAAUAAUCUGCUACUUUUAAAAAGUAGUAGAUUAUUAUUAGUAGUAAAAAUUUUAAAAAUAAGAGUUUGAAAGAAGUUUGAUAAUUAUACUGUCAUCCUUCUCUUCAUAGUAGAUCUGGCUGGGUGGUGAAAUGGUGCUCCCCCUCACCCCAAAGCAGCAUUUCUCUGUUUCAGUGUAGCACAAAAGAAGUUUGGGGAAUCUACUGCCUCAAUGAAGCCUGUUCUUCCUAUUAUCCGUGUUUAUCAGCUUCCGUUUUGGUUUGGUCGAGAGAAGUGUGUUUAUGUUCCUCACAGCUAUAAACGUUUUUUUCCCCCUCACCACAUUCUAGGACCUUAGCAUAUUGCCAGUGGGUGGACAAUCUCCAUGAGACUCAGAAGAUGCUUUCCUUUACUGGUCCUUUUAGUGACCUGCUGAAGUGGAUUCUCUGCCAUAUAACGAAAGGAAUAGUGAGGCGGGAAAUGUAUGGCCAUGGCAUCGGCCGCUUCUCUGAGGAAGAGAUCUAUAAGCUGAUGGAGAAAGACAUGCGCUCUCUGGCAGGUCUUCUGGGUAAUGUACAGUGCCUUUCAUUACAUUACAUUAUAUUGAAAAUGCAUUAUCACUUGUUUUGAUAGACUAUUCCAACCACUUUCAUCUUAUGCAUAGUUUAGGUAUAUGCCUCAUGAAUGUGUUAAAUUAUCUCCCCCACAAUCCAAAUUGCACACGCUUCAGAAAUUCAGCCACCGUGAGAUGCUUUCAUAUGCCAACUUACAUUUUAUUUAGUUGCGUUGAUUUUAGAGAUUAAUUUCUCAUUAUGCACAGUCUUGGCUAUUCAACUCUGAUUCUGCGUAAGAGUAAUUUUGUGUUGAAAGGAAACCUGCAGAGCUGGUGUCAUUGAAGACUUGGCUCAGCAUUCUAGGAUUCAGACAUGUUUUCGGGAAUGCACCAUGAUUCAUUCAAAUUCUCUGCAAUAAUUAAAUAUACCGGCACUAUGGAUCACCUAAAAUGACUGCACACAUUUCCACUCCACAGUAAUGCACACAUAGAGUUCCCUUGCGAGUGAGCAUCCUCAUUUGCCUCUGCAAUGAUGACUCUGAUUCAGGGGGUAUGGAACCUUUGUCGGCCCCAACAUCACAAUUCUCUGGGGGCAACCUUUUGGAGGCCAGAUGCCUAUGGCAUGAAGGCCAGGCAGUGGUGUAGUAUGUGGGGGGGCUGGUGCCCCGGGCGCACAAUAGGGGGGCACAAACCAGGUGCACUUACAGAGAUUCCUGUUGUGCCCUGCCGGUGGUGGGGGCUGGAGAGCACGAAGGGUGAAGAUAACCCUCCAUGUGUCUCAUCCAGCACCCAAGCGCUUGCCUGUUGGUGGUAGGGGCUGGGGGGUGCCUGCCUGGUGGGGUCCAAGGUGAGGGCUGAACAAGCACACUCCGCAUCUGCCCUGGGCACUGGCGAGAAGCCCUACACCCCUGGGGCCAGAGGCAAGAAGUGGAGAGAGCAAUGGGUCUUGCCUUUGUGUAAUAGGCUGACUCUUGCCUUUGUGUAAUAGGCUGCUUGUGUAGUAGCUGAGGCCCCCCACCCCUGUGCUAAAUGAGCACUGUGGGCUUAUCUUAUUCUUUGGGGGAAAUUGUCUAUCACUGCUAACGCACAAAACUCCUUGGUCAUAUUGCAGUAGUCCUCAAAUGCAGGCUUAUAUACAGUAUGAACUCUAACACACUCUUCCUUUUGAUGCAUUAAUUGGCUGAAAUAUCCCUGCAGUGACAUGGCAAUGCCAUUCUACAAUCAUUGAAAUUUGUGCCUGGUGAUUUGUGAUUUAAAAGCUCAACUGCUGAGCUUAAUGCUUUGAAGAUAAUAGCAGGAUGUCAGCAGUAUGUGAGUUGGGAGGGGAGAAAUAAAUAAAUACCCACAGGCUUAAAAAAAGAAAGAAAUGCUUUUGGCUUUGUUUUGUAGGUGACAAGAAGUACAUCAUGGGGCCCAAACUUUCCACUUUAGAUGCUACAGUCUUUGGACAUCUAGCACAGGCAAUGUGGACGCUGCCAGGAACUAGGCCGGAGAGACUAAUUAAAGGUAGGGGCUUCUUUAAUUCCUGCAUUAUGGAUUUGAAGGCAUUGUCUGAUAGUGAAUGGAAAGGACCUGUUUGCAAUCUGAUCCAAGGCCUAUUCAUGCAAUUCAGGAAUUUGCAACUGCCCCAUAUGAGGAUCAAACUUGCAACCUUGCCAUUAGCAACAUGCUCUAACCAACUGAGCUAUCCAAGCUAAGUGACUGCAGUUAGCUCACCCUUCAGAUUUUUGACCAAGACAGGGAAGUCAGAAGGUAGAGCUGGGAUGGUGAACACUGUCAGGAAGGUGGAGCCAGGAGGCAUAGUUCUUUGCUGAAGGGGCUAAGUGUGCAUGGGACUUCUGACUUCAGGCAAAACCUAUGGUCUAAGAUCAGAGUUUUAAAUGUCAAACUAAUAUAUAUCACCCUCUCACAAAACAUCUGGAUGAUGAAUGGCAACAUAAAAAGCAAACAAACUAUAAAGACAAUAGAGAACAAUCUGUAAAUGUCAGGCUAAAAUUUCCUUGAGUAAACAACUGCAUAGGUAUGUAGGCAUAAAAUGGUCUUCAAGUGAUGUCUGAAAGUAAAAAGCAAGGAUACCUGCCAAAUCUCUGGUAGAAGAGCAUCAGACUGGUGAUAUUAAAUGCCUGACUUCUGAUUGAGGCCAGCUGUGUCUCUGCUGUUCGAUCCUAGCAUCUUGAUUUAAGUUUCAGUUCAUUACCUCUCAUCCAGUCCAUGACUGCAUCUAGGCAGGCACAAGUUUAGCCAUGCGCAACCUCUCCUGAUUCAGAUGCUACAGUGAAAUAGACCUGGGCAUCCUCAGUGUGCUGGUGACACCUUGCUCUAGGUCUCCCCAUGACUGCCUCCAGUGGCUUCAUAUAGAUAUUAAAUAGCAUUGUGUACCCUUUCGUACCCCACAGAUUAGCUGCCAGAGGGCUGAGGUAUAGUCUCCCAAUAUUACCUAAUGCUACUGUCUGGAACUGACCCCAGAAGUAGAAAAGAAACCACUAUAAAAUGGUACCCCCAACUCCCUGAAGUGCUCCAGGAUGUUAUGGUGAUCAGUGGCUGAAAGAUCAAGGAGAAUCAACAGGGUCGCACUGCCCCUCUCAAAUUCUCAUUUCUCAGGGUGGCCAAAGCUGCUUUUGGUACCCAACUGGAUCUCAACCCAGACUAGAAUGGGCCAAGAUAAUCAGUUUUGUCAAAGAGCAUCUGUAGCUGAACUGUCCCAAAGCAAUAAAAUAAUAAUAAUAAUAAUAAUAAUAAUAAUAAUAAUAAUAAUAUUUAAUAAAAAUAAAAAAAUAAAUAAAAAUACACCCCACCCAUUUGGCUGGGUUUCCCUAGCCACUCUGGGCAGCUUCCAACAAAAGUUUAAAAAUACAUUAAAAUAUCAGUCAUUCAAAACUUCCCUAAACAGGGCUGCCUUCUGGUGUCUUCUAAAAGUCAGAUACAGUGGUACCUUGGGUUACAGAUGCUUCAGGUUACAGACUCUUCAGGUUACAGACUCCGCUAACCCAGAAAUAGUACCUCGGGUUAAGAACUUUGCUUCAGGAUGAGAACAGAAAUCGUGCUCUGGCGGCGCGGCGGCAGCAGAAGGCCCCAUUAGCUAAAGUGGUACCUCAGCUUAAGAACAGUUUCAGGUUAAGAAUGGACCUCCAGAAUGAAUUAAGUUCUUAACCCGAGGUACCACUGUAGUUGUUUAUUUCUUUGACAUCUAAUGGGAGGGCAUUCCACAAGGCAGGCGCCACAACUGAGAAGGCCCUCUGCCUGGUUCCCUGUAACUUGACUUCUCACAAUGAGGGAACCGCCAGAAGAUACGUUAUGUUUAUGUAUGUGAAAAAUAUUGUUCUACAGAAUAUUUUCUUGUAGAAUCCUGAUGAAGAAAGGCAAGUUUCUCUCAGACAACCCUGCCACCUGGUGGUACAAGGUUACACAUUACCUAUGUCUAUUAGAGUUCUAAAAACAGGCUAUAGGGGAAAGCAUUCAUCCACUGCAGUUUGUUAGGCUUCGUUUUGUCCCAUGUUGUCCUCAGAACAUAUAUCAUUUUUCUCUUCUAGAUAAUGGCUGCUGUUACAUAUAACAGUGAACAAGUCAAUAAAAUGUGUUCUAAAGUAUGAACAAAUAGGAAUGGUACUUUGAGAUGUAGCCACAAGAUUGUGAAGCAAAUUGGUUGUAUAUGAAAAAUACCCUUCUUCUAAAAGAAAUCAGCAAGUUAUCAUAGGGAGAUGCCCUAUAGAAUCAUAGAGAUGGAAAGGACCACAAGGGUCCCUUUUUAAAUUAAACAAUAUUUAAAAAUAUAUAUAUUUACAUUUUUAGUGGUCCUUAUUUUUAACUGUAAACUGCCUUGAGUCCUGUCAGGAAAACAAGAACAACAUGAGGUAUAAAUAAAUAUAUAACAACAAUGUCAGGGAACUGCCACCUGCUCAGAGGUGAGAAAUAGAAGGAAAGCAGUUCCUCUUCCGAGGAGGAGGAAAGCCCCACCUCCAGUGGGGAAGAGGUGCUAGUGGGAGCCUUAACACCACUCCUGAGCAAGCCGGAGAGGAGGGAAGCACGCCCUUGCCAUCGCCCAUCCUGUGCAGUAGUCUGAAGAGCAGACAGGGGCGGAGACGGUUGGGGGUAACGAAACUUUUAUGUUGGGGGAGGUACAAAGAAAGACCACUCCUGAAUUCUGCUAGCGAUUGAGCCAGACAUGAACUUAUGACGCUCUUCACUGUAAAUAGUUUGCACCAAAAUAAAGCCUGUAAAAGACAGGCUGGAGUCCUGCCUGCUUACUCUUGAGCAACCGCAACAGCCAUCUGACAAACAACCUGACCACUCUUGUACAUGCAGUGGUAACCUCAAGACUUGAUUACUGCAACAUUCUCUAUGUGGGUCUGCCCUUGGGUGUGGUCUGGAGACUUCAGGUAAUGCAGAAUGCCAGGGCUAGACACAAGUAUUAAAAAAUCUGCACUAGCUUCCCAUCUGCUACCAGGCCAGAUUCAAAGUUCUUGUAUUAGUGCACAUGAAUAACGUAGGCCUGGAAUACCUUUAGGACUGCCUUAAGGCUGUACAUCCCAUUUUGCUCACUGAUAUUAACUGGAGGACCACUAAUAGUGGUUCCCUAUGGACCAGAAACAUGAUGAGAAGCUUUCCCUUCAGUGUUGCAGGUUCAACUCUGUGGCACUCCCUCUCAUAAGCCCCAUCCCUGCUGAAUUUCAGACACCUAGUUAAACCUAGUUUUAUUUCAGGAGGUAGUGAAAAGUGAGUUAUGCAUUAUAAAAAUAAAAUGAACUGUAUUUUCUCAAUGAAAAAUAAUAAUAUUAUUACUACGUUUAAAGGCUUUGUAGUUGGGUAAUCAUAUAAUGCUAUUUCCUUCCCUCCCUGUCUUUUCUUAGGAGAACUGAUUAACCUUGCUAUGUACUGUGAGAGAAUAAGGAGGAAAUUUUGGCCAGAAUGGCACCAUGAUGAUGACAACACUCUGUAUGAGUCAGAAGAAAGCAGUGAAGCAAGUAAGACUCAACCGUUGCAGGACUUCAGUUUUUACUCAAGGACAGAAACAUUUGACGAUGAGGGAACCGAGAAUAGUUUUUCGCGAACACCUGACACCGAUUACACGGGACAUUCCCUCUUCGAUUCUGAUGUGGACAUGGAUGACUACACAGAUCAUGAACAAUGCAAGUGA
Podarcis lilfordi (Lilford's wall lizard) is the source of this 21569-nucleotide messenger RNA. The record is from the annotation of a GenBank genome assembly. Lineage: Eukaryota; Metazoa; Chordata; Lepidosauria; Squamata; Lacertidae.